AUGUUUCUGUGUCACCUUUUCAAAUUUCAGUCUCUAGUCGACAUGACACCCAAAUACAUACUUGAACCGUUUCUUCAACAAGAACUUCUAAUUAAUAUCACUGAACUUGAGCUUGUACCUGAGCACAUAGUGAUGACUAAAGAGGAAGUUUCAGAGCUGCUGGUAUGAUACAAACUAAAGGAAAGCCAGCUGCCCAGAAUCCAAGCUGGGGAUCCUGUGGCUCGCUAUUUUGGCCUGAAAAGAGGCCAGAUUGUCAAGAUUAUUCGACCGAGCGAAACCGCUGGAAGAUAUAUCACAUACAGACUGGCUCAAUGA
This is a messenger RNA of Pygocentrus nattereri (red-bellied piranha), 315 nucleotides long. RefSeq names its product RNA polymerase II, I and III subunit E, b (gene polr2eb). The transcript has 4 exons. Gene Ontology annotation, molecular function: DNA-directed RNA polymerase activity; DNA binding. Gene Ontology annotation, biological process: DNA-templated transcription. The record is from RefSeq and is a predicted model, not a curated record. Gene Ontology annotation, cellular component: RNA polymerase I complex; RNA polymerase III complex; RNA polymerase II, core complex. NCBI's taxonomy places the organism in Eukaryota, Metazoa, Chordata, Actinopteri, Characiformes, Serrasalmidae.